Molecule: messenger RNA, 534 nt
Organism: Vigna unguiculata (cowpea)
Lineage: Eukaryota; Viridiplantae; Streptophyta; Magnoliopsida; Fabales; Fabaceae
Biological process (GO): DNA integration
Molecular function (GO): nucleic acid binding
Source: RefSeq, a predicted model, not a curated record
AUGAGUUCAGCCUAUCAUCCUCAGACAGAUGAUCAGUCUGAGAGGACGAUCCAGUCAUUCGAGGACUUAUUGCGGACAUGUAUACUAGAUCACUUAGGUGCUUGGGAUGAAGUGUUACCGUUGAUUGAGUUCACCUACAAUAAUAGUUUCCAUGCAAGCAUUGGGAUGGCACCGUAUAAGGCUAUUUAUGGUCGGAGGUGCAAGACUCCCUUGUAUCUCGAGGAGGAUUGGGCCAGUGCGUAUGAGAUAGCCUUGCCCCCUCAGUUGGCCAAUCUUCACCCUGUGUUCCACGUGUCACAAUUGAGAAAGUAUGUCUUUGAUCCCUCUCAUGUGCUAGAAGCAGAGGAUGUACAGAUUCAGGAGGAUCUUACCAUGGAGGUACCACCAGUGGCUUUAGAGGGUAGCAAAGUUGAGGAACGCCGAGGAAAAAUAGUCAUCCUGGUCAAAGUCAUCUGGGAUCGGAGAGCAGGCGACUCGACUUUGGAGUUGGAAGACGAUAUGAGGAAGUCACAUCUGCAUCUGUUUCCCUGGUAA